Molecule: messenger RNA, 1961 nt
Organism: Acanthopagrus latus (yellowfin seabream)
Lineage: Eukaryota; Metazoa; Chordata; Actinopteri; Spariformes; Sparidae
Product: E3 SUMO-protein ligase ZBED1-like
Exons: 2
Coding region: 347-1861 (504 amino acids)
Molecular function (GO): DNA binding
Source: RefSeq, a predicted model, not a curated record
CCGCUCUCCUCACACAAGGGCUUGUGGCAUUUCAAGUGUCCGACAUUUUGUUUCGUUUGCAGCUCAGGUCUGCUGCUGUUGCGGUGGUUGCCUCCGCUGCUGCCCACUAGUGGUGUCAACAAUAAUCGAUGCGGCAAUGCAUUGCAUCAAGGGGUAUGGACGAUUCAGCAUCGAUGCAACAACAUGCUGAAUCGAUUCAGCGCAUUUCAAAAUAAAGAAAUAAAAUUGUCUUCCGCGGGUAAUUCGCUGAGGCAACUCAAUGAAAAUCAGUUGCCUCAUCGGAGCAACGUCAUAGACAUGCGCAGUCAGGCGGUCAAAUCGAGAGAGCGCGGAGAUCAGCAGCAGUAUGGCUGAAGCGGAGAAAGAUGGAGAGAGAGAGAUUAUCGAUGCACCAAAAAUGUGGAAAGCAGACAUCUGGAGACAUUUUGGUUUCUACGAGGUUGGUGGGAAACUUGAUCAGAGUUAUGCAGUGUGUAAAACAUGCCGCUCCAAAAUCAAGCAUGUUGGAAAUACAACCAAUUUCACCAACCACAUAAUCCGUUGGCACCCCGAAUUGGCUACAGGAUCCAAAACCACACCGCAGCAAGUUAAAAAUCAACCAAGUAUUCAACAGUCGAUAGUGUCACCACUACCACCAAACUCCGAUAGAGCGAAGAAGAUUACACGCUCUGUGGCAUGUUUCAUUGCCAAAGACCUAAGACCAUACUCUGUGGUCGAAAAUGCGGGAUUUCGCCACAUGCUGAAAACCAUUGAGCCCCGGUACAAGUUGCCAGCCAGAGCCACAUUCGCUGACUCUGCCGUUCCUUUACUGUACAAAGAAGUGAGAGAGGAGGUAAACACAUCGCUGCAACAAGCUACUCGUGUAGCAAUCACCAGUGACGCCUGGACGUCUAUCGUAACAGAGUCUUAUAUCACCAUAACAGCACAUUACAUUAGCGAAGAUUGGCGGAUGAUGUCCCAUGUGCUGCAGACCAGGGCCGUGCAUGAGAGCCACACAGGGGCUCACAUGGCGACGCUACUGUUGGAUGUGGUGGAUGAAUGGCAGCUAACGGAUAAAGGUGUUGUGCUUGUCACGGAUAACGCCGCUAACAUGACAAGUGCGGCUGAAAUCGGCCGGUUCCCCCAUGUGAAGUGCUUCGCGCAUACUUUGAAUUUGGCAGCACAGCGGGCGCUUAAGUUACCGACGGUCUCCAGGCUUCUGGGCAGAGUGCGGCGCAUCUCUGCAUACUUCCACCGCAGUCCGAAAGCAAAGCACCUGUUCGAGGAAAACCAGAGAACCAUUCUCAAACUGACGUGUCCGCUCAAGCUGAUCACAGACGUCUCCACAAGGUGGAAUAGUGCUCAUGAUAUGAUGGAGAGGUUUUUGCAACUGCAAGCUGCCGUGCACGCCACCCUGUUAUCGCCUGAACUAAAUGUAGACGAAAGUGACAUCGUCACCCUCAGCAGAGCAGAUCUGGUUAACGUGGAGGAGGCAGUGAAGACACUGAAACCGAUGAAGGAUGCUACUUUCUGCAUGUCCGAGGAGAGCACUCCUACAGUCAGCCUCAUUGCACCAGUACAUGGGCAACUCGUCCAGAGCAUGUCAGACACUAUUGGAGACCCACCACUGAUCCGUGAUGUGAAGAAUGCCAUCAAAUCAGAUCUCCUCAAGAGGUAUAACAGUGAGGCAGAGAAGAAGAUCCUUUACACGUCAUCUGCCCUGGAUCCUCGGUUUAAAGGGUUACCUUUCCUGGCAGAGGAGGAGAGGCUGGAUGUCUACGCUGGAGUGACUGCCGAGGUUGCAUCUCUGGAGUUUGAAAGGAGACGUAUGAGUGAAGUCGAUGAAGCAGGAAGUUCAGGAAACCAGGAAGAGUUGCACUAAGUUUUAGUGACUAAAAGCUGUGAUUUUUUUUUCAUGUAACCAAUUUUAUUUGACUCAAACCAGGAGUGACACAAGAGGCAAUAAAAUGUUGUUGAAUGUC